AAACUAAUAUAGAAAGGUUCAAGCCAUAUAUAAAGCUUCUCCAGGAGAUGGGUGUUUCAGGACCAGGACAAGACAGGUGAGUCCCCUAUGUCAGUACUGAAAUAUUCCAUAGAAGCAGCCCUCAGGUUUGUGUAUGACGGAAAACCAAUUGUUGGCUCAUGGAGGAUCCUGCUGCUGAAUUUGUGUUGUAGGACAGAGGUAGAGGCAAAGGGAGCCUGAAGAAAACUGUUCUGUCCAGCCUUGAUCUAUCCUGAGCAAGAGGAACCUGUGUUUUGAAAACCUUCUUAAAGAAGGAAGGGAAGUGUUCUCUCUUCAAAGACCAAAAAAGGUUCUGCAGGAUAAGUUCCACCAUCAUGUUAGUUUCUGUCGCUUUUUUGGGCCUUGCUGUUCUCAUGGUUACUUCUGAGAGCACUUACCCAUAUCCUCACCCAGUGAACCCUUACUCCCAGCCUCGGCUGUAUCAUGGUUGCUAUGGUGAUAUCAUGAGCAUGGACACCCCAGGAGCCUCCUGUGCUAUAGACAGAUUGAUCCACUGUGGGAUCCGUGGCUCAGAAAUGUUUGCUGAGAUGGAUUUGGUGCUUAUGAAGAAAUAUCAAAAUAUAAUAAAAAAUGUUGGACAGAAACAAUGUGUGGAUCCUGCUUUGAUUGCUGGAAUUAUCUCCAGGGAAACCCAUGCUGGAUCUGUGCUCCAAGAUGGAUGGGACCAUCAGGGACUUAAAUUUGGUCUAAUGCAGCUUGAUAAACAUACUUAUCAUCCCACUGGAGCCUGGGACAGUGAAGAACACCUUAUACAGGCUGUAAAGAUCCUAACUGACAAAAUUAAGGCAAUCCAGAGAAAAUUCCCAACCUGGACCAUGACUCAACACCUGAAAGGUGGUCUCUCUGCCUACAAAUCAGGGAUUGAUGCCAUUGUAACCCCUAAUGAUGUAGAAAAUGACUACACCAACGAUAUUCUUGCCCGAUGUAAAUUUUUUAAGAGGCAUGGCUUCUAAGUUUAAGGAGGUUGACCAAACAGGUCACCAUUUAGCAAGAGAGGAUAAAUCAAAACAUGUUAAUCAAUACAUACACCCACCAAUUGUCUGAAUAAAUUAUUUACAAACUUUC
Messenger RNA from Sarcophilus harrisii (Tasmanian devil), 1104 nucleotides. RefSeq names its product lysozyme g2 (gene LYG2). NCBI's taxonomy places the organism in Eukaryota, Metazoa, Chordata, Mammalia, Dasyuromorphia, Dasyuridae. Gene Ontology annotation, biological process: peptidoglycan catabolic process; defense response to Gram-positive bacterium. The coding region runs from base 354 to 992 and encodes 212 amino acids. Gene Ontology annotation, molecular function: lysozyme activity. The record is from RefSeq and is a predicted model, not a curated record. The transcript has 6 exons. Gene Ontology annotation, cellular component: extracellular region.